GGCGGCGGGGAGGUGAUGGGGUUAUCGCCCGGCCCGACGGGGCGCGGCCGCCUGUCAGCCGCCCGGGACAGCUGAGCCGGGGGGGCACGGCCGGGGAGCGAGCGAACCCCGUGCCGCUGCAGAAAGUCCCGGUGCCCUCAAGUACCGGCAUUUCUUCAAAGGGCCGGCUCAGCUGCAGGGCUAAUCCAUACCCCGGUGUGGGUUUAAGCCUGCUGUGCCAGUUUAGAGGGCUUGACUCCAAGCCGCGUCCUCCUCCUGGUACCCUCUCCGCUCGCCCCGGGUCCGUCUGUCCGCACAAGCAGCGGGAGCGCUGGUGCCAAAGCAAAGACACACAGAGCAUUAUGUCAUUGGCAUCCUGGUUCAGGUGGAAUGAGCCCCCAAACCGCAUUUCCCAGAGGAGCCCCACGGAAAUGGUGGUCGAAACGCUGAUGAUGGAGCUGAGCUGGCAGAUCAAGCAGGCAGAGAAGCAGCAGCGAGAGCGGGAGAACGAGUACCGCAAGAUCAAGACGGGGGUGGACUACGGCUGGCUGGUCAGCUACCCAAAGCAGAGCUAUGACAUCAGCCCCGGAGAACGGCUGCAGCUGGAGGACAUGUGCACCAAAAUACAUCCUUCCUACUGUGGGCCUGUCAUACUCAGGUUCAGGCAAGUUGUUGCGGAGUAUGAACCAGAAGCGCAGGAAGUAUCCCGGCUCUUCCGCUCCGUCCUGCAGGAAGCUGCUGAGAAGAUCAAAGAGGAGGAAGAGGCCAAGAAGCUUGCAAAGCAAUGGAACACAAAGAACAGAACCAGCCUCUCCUUAACAACAUUUAAAUCUCGGUCCAGGAUUUCCCCAUUCAUCAGUGACAUCAAGACCAUCUCUGAGGAUGUGGAACGGGGCACCCAGCCCAACAGGAGGAUUUGGAGCAUGCCAGAAUUUCGGAACACCAAGGAUUUCUGACUCUAUGCUGAAUAAGGUUUUUAGACACUGAUCUUUCAAAAUCCCAGUUAACCCUUUUUAAACUCUACUGUUUCUUCUUUUUUCCGUCUCUCUUUCCCUGCCUGUCUCUGUCUUGGAAGCUGUGUCUGUAGUAAGCGCUGCUGCUGCCUGCAGUCCGUGUCACCAUUUAUUACCAAACAUGGUAGCCUUUCCUUUAACUCAGUAGCUAUUCAGUAACCUUAAGGGCAAGGCUCACUUACUAUCUCAUUUUUAUUACUGCUUUCUUGUGGAAAAUGAAUUAGUUUUGCUAUGUCUGUCUUCUCCCUUUCCCCUCCAGCCUGGAUGUAGUUAUCUAUAAAAACUUCUGGCUCAAGCUACUGAGAGCUGCUGGCUGGACCAAUCUUGCUGAAAGCAAGACAGCCACUUAAAUGAGUGAGGCUUGCAGGAUCAGGCUUGUGAGUUAAAGCUAGUAUCUGAUUUGGAACUGAACUUCCUUUUCCAACUAACAGCCCUCCUCAGUGCUACAACAAACUUCACAGGUAACCUCAGCACUGCUCUUGAUCCGCUUUUUUGCUGACAGUUCACAAUCCAACCUGAGUAGAAACAGACCCAAGUUUUUUGAGAUUAAAGACCAAUCAUGUUCCACAAGCACCAGUUUGUGCUUGUUCAAGUUUCUUGGAUACUUUCUCUUUUGUGCAGGAAGAACCCCCUGAACCUUGCACCUGCAGAGUAGAUGGAAAUUUAUCAACCUGCUGUGUAGAUACACAGGUGGAUACCUCAGUGCUGUGUCAAGUGCUGAUCUGGGGCCUCAGCGCUCAGUGUUGCUAAGUGCACCACCCUACACCCCAGAAAUAAAUCCGUGGAUUGAAAUUAAUGUUUAUGGCCAAGCCUGAAAGAGGGCUGAAGUAGAAUAUCCCUGUAAAGGGAAGGGUGAAGGGACUCAGCAUUCAUCUCCAGGGCUCUCUGUACAGUGGAAACUGUUGAGAUCAUCUGAACCUGUGAGCGGCUCAUGUGCUCUGGCAGAUGAGGGUUCUUCUGAGACCUUGAAGAGAUGGAAAAAUGCCACUAAGGAAAAGCUGCUAAGGCCCUAACUCAGCAUCUGUAGGGAGAGCUCUCACCAGCAAAGGGAACAGUGAGAAGUCAAGUGUCCUGCGGAGAACCCAAAGGCUAGGAUGCUUUGUGGUGACCAAUGGGAGAUGGGGAACGAAGAGAGGGAUUUGCCUGUAUGCCUGGCUUUUGGGGAAUCAUCUCAGUGGGGUACAGCCUCCUGGAGGACCCUGUAGCUUUGUUGUUCUUUUGUCCGUUUCCAGCUAUUUUUCCCUGGGGAUCUUUGCAACAGCAUGUGGGUUCUACAGCCAAGAUUAAAACCCUUUGAAGCUGUGCCAACUCUGGGAAGAAUUCCAGUGCAUGAAAUCUAUCCUAGAGCAGAAAUGUGUGGUUUCUUCCAAAGAUGGAGGAAGGCAGCUUAAAACAAAGAUCAAGAUCAAACCCCUAAGAGCUCUCUGGGACUGGGAUUCUGAUUCUUACUCUCUCCCCUCUGGGCUAUGUAAGAUUGAAGACAAGGCUUUCUUACUAGCACCAGGCUGCAGUUUCUAUCCCUUGAUAAACUUUGCUGCCAGCAACCCUCCUAGGGACAGAAAGCAGUUCACUUUUAAUCAAGAAGUCAGGGCUUCCACAUACAGCAUCCAGUUUGGGACACACUGUUUCAACUCUAGGUCAGUGAGGGAGAGUUUAAAGCCUUCUGACAAUCAGCUUAGUGUUUUUCAGCCAUAUGUCCUUGUGAAGUAAUGUGAUUGUGUAUAUGAAGUAAGAACCAAGGCUUAGCUAUCUAGAAGGUGUAGGAUCUCUAGCAUGGGGUCACCACAAUUCGCAGAAACAAUUCUUGUUUGGAAAAGAGUCAGCCAUAUUUUUUUAAUAUAGUUGCGAGCCGCUGUAUGGUACUGAAGACUGAGACGGGUUCAUGAAUUUCAUGCUGCAGCUCUGUAUUCAUUUUAUUUGCACUUGUGUUCUUCAGUAUUGACUGCAUCGAUGCAAUGUUUGAUGGGCUGCCGGGAGACACGGGACGUUGCGACACGCUGCCACAAAGCUCUUUGUUACAGCACAGUGUCAGUAGAGCGCUCACUCUUUCUCAAGGGGAAUCAGCAGUAAGUAACUGCCCUGCAGCAGUGUACUAAGCCAAGGCAAUCACUGAAGGGUGUUCACACUACCACAGCAGCCUGUGAUCGUGCUGUGCCCUUCAUUAACAACUUCCAGCUGGCAGACACCAUUCUCAUGCAGCAAAACCCUGCAUAUUAUGGAGGCCAGGCUGUGGCAGUGCUGGUGACAGCUGUUUCGCCUCAACUUACCUAUCAUUUCUAAUUCCGCAAUAAAACGUAAUCCAAACUCUUGAACAGUUUUACUCUCCCUGUACCACUUCUGGUAGAUACACUGGGCUCACAGUAGGAUCAAUGCUGGAGGGAUAUUCAGACACCAAGGUAGGAGAAAUCUAUUCUCACUCCAUGCUAUCUAGCACUCUUACAGGGUACAGUACAGUACCACGUUUGCCUGCAGCCAGCUGCUUGGAGACUGACUGUGAGCUGCUGCGUUGUGCAGGCAGCAGCAGGUACUGAAGCAGAGCUGGGAGGUGAUCGGGGUGCACGACUGCUGCUGCACUGCUCGUGGUCAUUUUUGUUAGAAGUGCUGCAGACUGAACCUCAAAUGAUCCUUUGGUCUCAGCAUGCAGCAACAACUAUGCACUCAUGUUUGCCUUGUCCUAAUCCCACAUUUGGCAUGGCUAAAUUAGUGUCAGUUCAAAUGAGGAGCGUAAAACUCCUGACUGUCCCCACCUACUGUGCUACAGUCUGUGGCACUGGGCACACACAGCAGGCUUACCAGGUUGUUUCUGGCUAAAACCAACCCAAAUGAUCCAUUGCAGGUGGCUCAGAAACCAGAAAUCUGGACUAAUGGUGGUCUGAAAUGAACUCUCAUGGAACUUGUGUAGUGUGAGGAUCAGGUCCUCCUUGGUAACUGUCUGACUCUAUAGCUCUGCUCCUCCUGAGCUGCAAUACUUGCUAGUGUAGAAAAACAACAAAAAAGCCUGAUGGGACCCUCUGAUCUGUUUUUAGCACCUCCUGAAAGCUCAUCCUGUGUCUUAAUUCUUUAAGGGGAAUGAAAUGUUAACUAGCAGCACAUCAUCGCUAACAAACUGAAGUGAACAGAACAAGAAUAAUUCUAAACCCUCAAACAUUCCUUCAGAACUGAGCAAGGCUUUUGGUAUCAGCUCAGAGCAUCAUUGUUGCCCCACUGCUGACAGUGUUGUGCUGCAAAGGACAUGGUCACACCCAGUAAAAAGCAGUCCUAGACUUGCUCUACCUUCACAUAAGCAAUGGCAGCAGCACAGCCACACCACUCAGCUUCCAGGGACUAGCAGUCCUUAAAGCCACUGCUCUCACAGGGAGGCUGGCCAGCCCUGCUCCUGUGGCUUCUAGAGAUGAGCCUGGCCAUGGGCUGUGUCAGCCAGAAAGGAUGUGCAGGCAGGGGCUGAGGUUCCUCACCCACAUCAGCAGAGUUCAGGCAGCUGUCAUGCCAUGGGGAAUUGGAGUAGGCUCUGAGGGAAAUACCUGUCUGCUGACACUGCACUGUUUAUACAUUUCAACACAGAACCUUGGAGAAUUAAAGCAAA
Hirundo rustica (Barn swallow) is the source of this 4575-nucleotide messenger RNA. It is a transcript of the gene RD3, whose product is annotated as RD3 regulator of GUCY2D. Bases 342 to 935 code for a protein of 197 amino acids. The record is from RefSeq and is a predicted model, not a curated record. Lineage: Eukaryota; Metazoa; Chordata; Aves; Passeriformes; Hirundinidae. The transcript is spliced from 4 exons.